This is a messenger RNA of Lotus japonicus, 1710 nucleotides long. Its product is annotated as cyanidin 3-O-galactoside 2''-O-xylosyltransferase FGGT1-like. Gene Ontology annotation, molecular function: UDP-glycosyltransferase activity. The coding region runs from base 250 to 1623 and encodes 457 amino acids. NCBI's taxonomy places the organism in Eukaryota, Viridiplantae, Streptophyta, Magnoliopsida, Fabales, Fabaceae. The transcript has a single exon. The record is from RefSeq and is a predicted model, not a curated record.
CAUAUGCUUAAGGGAAAUUCAGGUAAGCCAACCUUAAUAGCUCCAAGGAGGUUUUGCUUUUAUUUGUCUUUCUGCAGACUAGACUUGUUUCUUAUUUGAUGCACCAGCGGUUGAACUUGUCCCACUUAUUAUGUGUUAGGUGGGUGUUCACCUAAGAAUUUCUCCUUAUUUUAUGAAAGAGACGGGCACAUUUAAAUAUAUACUUCAUUCUCUUCACUUCAGUGUCUCAGCCUGCAGCCUGCAGCCACCAUGGACACACCAGCUCUGCACAUAGCAAUGUUUCCAUGGUUUGCCAUGGGGCACUUAACCCCAUUUCUCCACCUCUCAAACAAAUUAGCAAAACGAGGAUACAGAAUCUCCUUCUUCAUCCCCAAAAGAACACAAACCAAGUUAGAGAAAUUCAAUCUCUACCCACACCUUAUUACCUUUUUUCCCAUCAAUGUUCCUCAUGUUGAUGGCCUUCCCCGCGGUGCUGAAACCACUUCAGAUGUGUCUUUCUCUUUAGCUCCACUCAUCAUGACAGCUAUGGAUCGCACUGAAAACGACAUCAAACUUCUCCUCACUCAGCUAAACCCACAAAUUGUUUUCUUUGAUUUCCAACACUGGCUACCCAAUAUCACAAGGAGCCUUGGCAUCAAGAGUGUCCAAUACUGGAUCAGUAAUCCAGUAACAACAGCUUACCUCGGAAUCGCACCAAGACAGAGCCAAGGAAUAGAGUUAACUGAAGUUGAUUUUAUGCAACCGCCUCAGGGGUUCCCUGAUUCAUCCAUCAAGCUUCAUGCACAUGAGCUUCAAUUCCUAGCUGCCUCAAGAAAAAUGGAGUUUGGAAGUGGUGUUUUGUUGUAUGAUCGUGUCGACAUAGGUGCACGCUUGGCAGAUGCAAAUGCUUUCAAAGGUUGCAGAGAAAUUGAGGGACCUUAUGUUGACUAUCUUGAAACUGUGUAUAAGAAGCCUGUUCUGCUUUCAGGGCCUCUUUUACCAGAGCCAUCAAACUCUACUUUAGAAGAAAAUUGGGUUUCAUGGCUUGGGAAAUUCAAUUCUGGUUCUGUGGUUUUCUGUGCAUAUGGAAGUGAAGGUCCAUUACAGCAAAAUCAGUUCCAAGAGUUGUUGCUUGGACUUGAGCUAUCAGGUUUUCCAUUUCUUGCAGCUCUUAAGCCCCCAACUGGAUUUGAUUCUAUUGAGGAAGCUCUUCCAGAAGGAUUCAAAGAAAGGGUGAAAGGAAGAGGGAUUGCAUAUGGAGGUUGGAUUCAACAACAAUUGAUUUUAGGACACCCUUCAGUGGGGUGCUUCAUAACACACUGUGGAGCAGCUUCUAUAACUGAGGCACUUAUCAGCACUAGUCAAAUGGUUCUGCUGCCGCGACUCGGUUCUGAUCAUAUCAUGAAUGCACGAAUAAUGAGUUUAAAGUUAAAGGUUGGGGUGGAAGUGGAGAAAGGUGAAGAAGAUGGCUUGUUCACAAAAGAAAGUGUGUGCAAAGCUGUGAAAAUUGUGAUGGAUGAAGGGAAUGAACUAGGAAGGGAAGUGAGAGCAAAUCAUACCAAAGUGAGGAACUUAUUACUAAGCAACAACUUAGAGUCCUCAUGUGUGGAUAGUAUCUGUGAAAGGCUUAGAGAGUUGCUAUAAAUUAGUUUCAAUGUCACAUAUCUAAUUCAGUAGCUUACAAAUAAAUAUAAUGAACUCAAUUGUUUACAUAGGUCUUUUAUCAAACAG